Molecule: messenger RNA, 1839 nt
Organism: Peronospora matthiolae
Lineage: Eukaryota; Oomycota; Peronosporomycetes; Peronosporales; Peronosporaceae
Source: the annotation of a GenBank genome assembly
AUGGACACACCCACGAACCCCACGGAGAAGGUGCCUCCUCCAGCCCUCAAGGCGACCAUUGGACCGAACCCAACGACCAAUCGCGGCGCUCCUAGUGUUUUGGGCGUGCACCCAAAAGAGCCCAAACUAAUCUACUGCAGUGGAAAGCUCGUGGUCGUCCGGAACUUGGAGGAUCCGACCGAGACGUUCGUGUACAAGGGCCACCACGAGCCAACGACAGUGGCCAAGUUCUCGCCGAACGGCUAUUGGGUCGCGUCCGGUGACGUGUCGGGCAAAGUGCGCGUGUGGUCGUACGACAAUCCGGAGCACACGCUCAAGGUGGAAGUCCCGGUCUUUGCUGGAGAAAUCAAGGACUUGUCAUGGGACCCUGAGAGCAAACGGAUCGUCGCAGUGGGCGACGGUCGUGGCUCCAUGGCGCGUGUGUUCACGUAUGACACGGGCAACAGCAUCGGCGAGAUUGUGGGUCAUCAAAAGCGGAUUUUGAGCGUGGAUUACCGUCCAACGCGUCCGUUUCGCAUCAUGACGGCCAGUGAGGACUUCAACGUGUGUGUGUAUGAAGGCCCGCCAUUCAAGUUCAAACAGAACAACAGCAACUUGCACGCGAACUUUGUCAACUGUGUGCGUUUCUCGCCCAAUGGCGACUUUGCCGUCAGUGUUGGCUCGGAUAAGCUCAUGUGCUUGUACGACGGCAACAGCGGCGAGAUGGUGGACAAGUUUCCAGCGGCGCACCAGGCCUCCAUCUACUCUGUGUGCUGGAGCCCUGAUGGCACGCAGUUGCUGACGUCGUCAGCCGAUAAGACGGUGCUGCUCUGGGACGUUGCUUCCCGCAGUGUCGUGACGAAGUUCACGUUUGGUGGCUCGAAGCCACAAGUGAAAGACAUGCAGGUGGCGGUGGCGUGGUGUCAGAACCACCUGGUCUCGCUCAGUCUGUCAGGCAACCUGAACUUCCUGGACCUGGACAACCCAUCGCAGCCAAAACAGACUGUGCAGGGCCACCAGGUGAGCAUUCUGUCGCUCGCCACGGUGCCAACGCAACAGCGGAUUCUCACGGGCAGCUACGACGGUGUUGUUUGCUCGUGGACGUCAAAAGCUGCCACAACUUUGGCAGGGGCUCACCAUACGGCAAAAAUCACGGGCAUUUCCGCCACGUCGAACCAAAUUGCUAGCUCAGGGUGGGACGACCAGCUGCGCUUUGCCAACGACAACGAGUACAUUGCCACCGAGGCACUAAAUGCGCAGCCGAAUGGCGUGGCGUUGACGGAGUCCUGCCUUGCUGUGGUCAGCACAAACAAGGGUGUGAAACUCUUGCGUGGCCAGAAGCUGGUCUUUGAGACGCCCGAGUUCUUGUGGACACCCACUUGCGUGGCGAUCUCGCCGUCGGAAGACCUUGUUGCAGUGGGGUCACAAGAGGACAUGAAGAUCCACCUGUUUGACGUCGUGAACGGGUCGUCGCUUGUCGAAAGUGGCGAGAUCGUGGGACACUUGGGUGCCCUGACGUCCGUGUCGUUCUCACCGGAUGGCUCGCUGCUUGCUGCGGGCGACACGUACCGUGAGGUGCGUGUGUGGGAUGUAGCUUCACGCUCAGCCAAGGUGCAGGGCAUGUGGGUUUAUCACUCGACGCGCGUGACUAGUGUGGCUUGGGCCCCGAGCGGUGACUUUGUGGCCAGUGGUUCACUGGAUGAACGUAUCUACAUUUGGGACGUGAACAGUCCCAUGAAGAAGCGCGUAUUCGACUUUUCGCACAAGGAUGGCGUGACGGGCGUGAGUUUCGUGUCCGAGACGGAGCUCGUGUCGGUUGGCAAUGACGCUUGCUUGAACUACUGGGACUUGUCUGCUUAA